Molecule: messenger RNA, 2588 nt
Organism: Castor canadensis (American beaver)
Lineage: Eukaryota; Metazoa; Chordata; Mammalia; Rodentia; Castoridae
Source: RefSeq, a predicted model, not a curated record
UACUUAUUUUUCUGGUAGGGUCUCACAUUUUUGCCUGGACUAACCUCAGACCAUGAUCCUCCUAUCCAUAGCCUCCCACAUAUCUUGGAUGCUACUACACCCAGUUUAUUGAUUGGGAUGGUGUCUCCUUGACGUUUUGCCCAUGCUGGCCUCUAAUUGAUACUCUCUCAAUCUCUACCUCCUGAGUAGAUGGGAUUAUAGCCAUGAGCCAUUUUUAAGAAGCCUCUUGCUUGAUGUUCAAAUGUUUGAGGACCAAGUUGUUAAUUGAUUUCUGAUUUAAUUUAGUUGUGGUCAGAGAGCAUACUCUGAUUUUAGGUCUUUGAAAUUUAUCAUGACUUGCUUUCUUGUCCAGCCCAUGCAAUAUUUUGGUGAAUGUCCCAUGUAUCUAAUAAUAAUAAUAAUAAUAAUAAUAAUAAAAACCCUAUUAUGGUGAUCUUGGGUUAUAUUUUUCCUAAAUGUCCUUUAGGUCAAAUGGGUAUGCAUGAUUUUAGAUUUGCUCUGUCCUUACUUCUACUCUUGAUUUUAGCCAAAGACCAAGAAGCAAUUUCCCUAACUUCUGCAUCCAUUCCCCCCUCUGCCUCUUCCAUCAAUUACUGAAAGAAGUAUAUUAAGUUAUCCAGGUGAUAUAGUUAAUAUUGGAGAUGUGUCCUACAAGCUGAAAACUCCCAAGAAUCCAGAACUUGUGCCACAGAACUACAUUUCAGACUCCAUGACUCAAUCUGUAGUCCAGCAUCUGAGGUGGAUAAUGCAGAAAGAUCUUUUGGGGCAAGAUGUCUUUCUAAUUGGACCUCCUGGGCCUCUCCGACGCUCUAUUGCUAUGCAGUACUUGGAGUUGACAAAACGGGAGGUUGAAUACAUAGCCCUGUCAAGGGACACAACUGAAACUGAUCUCAAACAGCGGCGAGAGAUCCGUGCAGGCACAGCGUUUUACAUUGACCAGUGUGCAGUUCGUGCUGCCACGGAAGGCAGAACUCUCGUUUUGGAAGGCCUAGAAAAGGCAGAGAGGAAUGUUCUGCCUGUGUUGAACAACUUGCUGGAAAACAGGGAGAUGCAGCUGGAAGAUGGACGCUUCCUGAUGUCUGCUGAGCGCUACGACAAACUUCUCCAAGAUCACACUAAAGCAGAGUUGGAUGCCUGGAAGAUUAUCCGAGUCAAUGAAAAUUUCCGAGUGAUUGCCUUGGGUUUGCCAGUGCCCAGGUACCCUGGGAAUCCGUUAGACCCCCCUCUCCGAUCUCGAUUCCAAGCUAGAGAUAUUUAUUUUCUACCUUUCAAGGACCAACUUAAGCUAUUAUAUUCAAUUGGAGCCAAUGUUCCUGCUGAGAAGGUUUCUCAGCUCUUGUCCUUUGCCACGACUCUCUGUUCCCAAGAAUCUUCUACUCUUGGACUUCCAGAUUUUCCUUUAGAUAGUUUGCCAGCUGCAGUUCAAAUCCUGGAUUCCUUUCCUAUGAUGUCAAUCAAACAUGCAAUCCAGUGGCUGUAUCCAUAUACCAUUUUACUAGGACCUGAAGGAAAGAUGGCUGUGGAAGGUGUUCUAAAACGCUUUGAGCUCCAAGAUUCAGAAAGCUUUCUGCUUCCUAAAGAGAUUGUAAGAGUGGAGAGGAUGACUGAAAACCAUGUCUCUCGAGCUUGUGUGACUGUCCGAGUUGCAGGAAAAGAGGUGACAAUUAAGGUGCCAGCUGGGACCAGACCAUUAAGUCAAUUUUGUGCACCAGACUGUUUCAUUCAGACGCUAAGUCAUAAGCAGCUACUGGCUGAAAUGAUGCAGUCUCAUAUGGUUAAGGACAUAUGUUUAGUUGGAGGAAAGGGCUGUGGAAAAACAGUCAUCGCUAAGAACUUUGCUGAAACCUUAGGAUAUGACAUAGAACCUAUUAUGCUCUACCAGGAUAUGACAGCACGUGAUCUGCUGCAGCAGAGAUACACUCUUCCCAAUGGAGACACUGCCUGGCGAUCCUCACCCCUUGUGAAUGCUGCUCUGGAAGGCAAGCUGGUCCUGUUGGAUGGCAUUCACCGGGUCAAUGCUGGGACACUUGCUGUGUUGCAGAGGUUAAUCCAUGACCGGGAGCUCAGCCUCUAUGAUGGGUCUAGGCUUCUGAGAGAAGACAGGUACAUGCGCUUAAAAGAGGAACUGCAAAUGUCUGAUGAGCAGCUGCAGAAGAGAUCCAUUUUUCCCAUUCACUCCUCCUUCAGAAUCAUUGCUUUGGCAGAACCCCCUGUUAUUGGAAGCCCAACACAGCAGUGGCUGGGACCAGAAUUCUUAACCAUGUUCUUUUUCCAUUAUAUGAAACCACUUGUCAAAAGUGAAGAAAUCCAAGUGAUUAAGGAAAUGGUCCCAAAUAUACCUCAGGAAGCAUUGGACAAAUUGUUAUCAUUUACACACAAACUCAGAGAGACCCAGGAUCCAACGGCACAAUCCCUGGCAGCAUCCCUUUCUACCAGACAACUCUUGCGGAUAUCUCGUCGGCUGUCACAGUAUCCUAAUGAAAAUCUUCACAGUGCUGUUACUAAAGCCUGUCUUUCCAGGUAACCACAGUCUCCUUUCUUACCAAAUACAAGUCUCUGGGUCUUUGCUAAAGUAAUAACAAAAGUUU